AUGGGAGACUUACCUUCAGAACGAGUGAAUCCAACUUUUCCGUUUAAUGUUUCGGGAGUGGAUUUUUGUGGCCCUUUCAUGAUAAAGGUAAAAAAUCAGAGAAAGAGUUCGUUGAGCAAAGUUUAUGUAGCUAUAUUUGUGUGUUUUGUCACCAGAGCUGUCCACUUUGAAGUGGUCUCUGACUUGACAUCUGAGUCCAUUUAUUUCCACCCUAAAAAGGUUUUCAGUAGGCGGGGAAAAUGUGCUAAACUCUUCUCAGAUAAUGCAGGUAAUUUCGUUGGAGCGAACGCAGAAAUAAAAAAGUUGCAUAAUCUAGUAAAAAAACCAGAUGAGAAUUUAGCGGGUUAUUUAGCUUCCGAGGGAAUUGACUGGAAGUUCCUUCCGCCCAGAGCCCCCAACUUUGGUGGUCUCUGGGAGGCAGGAGUAAAAUCAUUCAAGUACCAUCUAAAACGGGUCAUGAGAGAUCUUAAAGUUACAUAUGAAGAGUUUGAGACUAUAGUAGUUCAAAUCGAAGGUAUCUUAAAUUCACGUCCGCUCACCCCGUUAGCUUCAGAUGGCGAUGAAUUAGAUGCACUUACCCCGGGUAAUUUUUUAAUUGGAAGACCAAUAAGCGCCAUUGUUGAGCCAGAUCUUUUAGAUGUAAACGACAACAGGCUUAGUAGAUGGCAGAGAGUUACAAAGGUAACACAAUACGUGUGGAAAAGGUGGAAAAAUGACUACCUCAAUGCACUUCAGCAGAGGUGCAAGUGGAUGUUUGAUAAACCAAACAUCAAACUAGGAGCUGUUGUACUAAUCAAAGAGGACAAUUUACCUGUCUGUAAAUGGUUAUUAGGUAAAAUUGAAAAAGUAUAUCCUGGUGCUGAUGGCAAAAUUAGAGUAGUAGAAGUGUAUACUUCAAGCGGAGUAUACAAAAGAUCCAUUUCCAAAAUAUGUAUUUUGCCAGAAAAUGUUUCUUAA
Molecule: messenger RNA, 957 nt
Organism: Uloborus diversus
Lineage: Eukaryota; Metazoa; Arthropoda; Arachnida; Araneae; Uloboridae
Exons: 1
Coding region: 1-957 (318 amino acids)
Biological process (GO): DNA integration
Molecular function (GO): nucleic acid binding
Source: RefSeq, a predicted model, not a curated record